AUGACAACUGGAAGAAUUCCAACUGCUUCAAACAAGAUGUGCUUCGAGAGACCAUUAAGAACAAUGACAUUCUUGUAUGAAAAGAAAGUCGUUUCCAAACUUCACUCACAAUAUAUCACCAUAGAUCAAUUCAAACAGGCAAUGUCUCAGUUCAUGUCAGUUAAUUGGUUCGGGGAACAAAAAUAUUUAGAAGAAGCCCUUUUGGUCUGGACCUGA
Messenger RNA from Trichomonas vaginalis G3, 216 nucleotides. RefSeq lists its product as uncharacterized. The record is from RefSeq and is a predicted model, not a curated record. Bases 1 to 216 code for a protein of 71 amino acids. The transcript has a single exon. Lineage: Eukaryota; Parabasalia; Trichomonadida; Trichomonadidae.